Brassica napus (rape) is the source of this 2616-nucleotide messenger RNA. RefSeq lists its product as uncharacterized. NCBI's taxonomy places the organism in Eukaryota, Viridiplantae, Streptophyta, Magnoliopsida, Brassicales, Brassicaceae. Gene Ontology annotation, biological process: DNA repair; telomere maintenance. Bases 1 to 2616 code for a protein of 871 amino acids. The record is from RefSeq and is a predicted model, not a curated record. Gene Ontology annotation, molecular function: DNA helicase activity. The transcript is spliced from 6 exons.
AUGUUGGAUACACACAAUCCUCAUGUUAAAGCAUUUAGAACAGCUCGAGACAGAUUUUCCAACAGCGGCUAUAAUAAUAAUCUGCGGCUGGUACUUGCAAGUGAGAGAACUACUGAUGGAAGAACUCAUAAUCUUCCAACUGAAAAAGAUGUUGCGGCUUUGAUACCUGGAGAUUUUAGCAUGGCAUUUGAAAAAAGGGAUAUUGUGAUUGAAAGUACUACAGGAAAGCUACAACGGAUAAGUGAGUUGCAUCCAGCUUACUUGCCAUUACAAUACCCAUUGCUUUUCCCCUAUGGAGAAGAUGGUUUCAGACUAGGAAUUGAUAUUGGGUUUGUUGAUACGGCUGGAAGAAAAAGAAAAACAGUAACAAUGCGAGAGUUUUUUGCUUUUCGUAUACAAGAAAGAUAUGGUGAAUCACCUAUAAUCCUGAUGUCUGGAAGAUUAUUCCAACAGUUUUUGGUGGAUGCAUACACUAUGAUUGAGUCUAACAGACUCCGUUACAUCUUUCUUAAUCAGAAGAAUCUACGAGCAGAGUAUUAUGAUAAAAUUGCGGCAUCAGCUGAUAGAGGUGAAGACGACCUCUCAGAACAAGGUAAAAGGAUUUUUAUUCCUUCUUCUUUCACCGGAGGGAAGAGAUAUAUGAUGCAGCAUUAUUUAGAUGCUAUGGCGACGUGCAAGUACUACGGUUAUCCUGACUUCUUCAUUACAAUAACCUGUAAUCCUAAAUGGCCAGAGAUUACUAGAUAUUUACAAAAGCAUGAUUUAAAGACCGAGGAUCGUCCAGAUAUUUGUUGCAGAGUCUUUAAAAUGAAGCUUGAUAACCUUGUGGAAUAUCUAACAAAGGAUAAAGUUUUGGGUCGAGUUAAUUCAGAUUCUAAGUUACCCACAGGUGAUGAUAUAGAUAAAUUCAUAUCUGCUGAAAUUCCAGAUAGAGAUUUAGAGCCUCAUUUAUACGAGAUAGUUGGAGAUUUAAUGAUACAUGGUCCAUGUGGUGAGCCUUAUAGCACGAUAACAAAAAUUGAUGAUGCUGGAUUUCCUAUAUAUAGACGACGUUCUGAUGAGAGGUUUAUCAAGAAAAAAGAUUUUGACUGUGACAACAGAUAUGUAGUUCCUUAUAACGCUACUCUCUUGAAACGUUAUCGUGCUCACAUUAACAUUGAAUGGUGCAACCAAACGAGAUCAAUCAAGUAUCUUUUUAAGUACAUUACAAAGGGUCCAGAUUAUGUUAGAGCUUCGGUCCAAGGGGAUGAUACAGAUGAUACUAUCGACGAUGAGAUACAGAAGUUCCUUAGUUGCAGGUAUAUUUCAGCGUGUGAAGCAACUUGGAGAAUACUAGCUUUUCCAACGCAUUUCCGAACAACCACAGUAGUUAAGCUUUCCUUCCAUUUACCUAAUCAGCAAAUGGCAAUUUAUAAUGAAGAUGACCCUAUUGAUGAUGUUUUAAAUCGUUCGGCGGUAUUGCGGUCAAAGUUUCUAGCAUGGAUGGAGGCGAACUGUAAAUAUCCGGAAGCAAGAGGUCUAACGUAUGCGGAAUUCCCCACAAGGUUUGUUUGGGUACAAAAGACGAGAGAGUGGAAGCCACGUGACAAAGGUUUUGCAAUAGGAAGGAUUACAUAUGUUCCACCUAAAUAUGUUAACUCAUACUAUCUAAGAGUUUUGCUCAACAUAGUUAAAGGCCCAAGGAGUUAUGAAGAGAUACGUACAGUCAAAGGUAUUGUUUAUAAGACGUAUAAGGAUGCAUGUUAUGCAUUGGGAUUAUUGGAUGAUGAUAAAGAGUAUAUCGAAGCAAUUAACGAAGCCAGUUUCUGGGGAACAGGGAACUUUUUAAGAAAGCUAUUUGCUAUAAUGUUAUUUUCUAAUAGUAUGGCUAUGCCUGUUAAAGUUUGGAACGCAACAUGGAGAAUCUUGACAGAAGAUAUAUUAUACAAAUUAAGAAAGGAAAAUAAUAACCAAAGAAAAACAUUUUUAUGGAGGGUUUUAGGCUCUGCUCUUCGAUCAAGAGGGAAAAUAGUCUUAAAUGUUGCAUCAAGUGGUAUAGCUGCUCUUUUGUUGCAAGGGGGAAGAACAGCUCACUCUAGGUUUGGGAUUCCUAUUGCCGUCAAUGAGUUUUCAACAUGCUCGAUAAGUGCGGGUUCACAUCAAGCAGAUUUGAUUAAAGAGGCUGAACUCAUUAUAUGGGACGAAGCUCCAAUGAUGAGUAAACACUGCUUUGAAACUUUAGAUAGAACUAUGAGAGAUAUACUCAAAUGUGACAAGGUUUUUGGUGGUAAGGUAAUCGUCUUUGGUGGAGAUUUUCGGCAGAUCUUACCAGUCAUAGUUGGAGGCAAUAGAGUGGAAACUGUGUUGUCAGCUUUGAACUCAUCAUAUCUGUGGUCAAGUUGCAAAGUUAGGGAACUCACAAAGAAUAUGCGCCUUCUAGGCGGAGAUAAUAAUGAACUUGCAAUGUUUUCAAAUUGGAUACUGGAUAUAGGAGAUGGGAAGAUUAAUGAGCCUAAUAAUGGUGAGAUAGAGAUUGAUAUUCCUGAAGAUCUAUUAGUAUCAGAAUGCGAAGAUCCCAUACGGGAGAUUGUGAAAGAGAGUAACAUCGAGGAUAGGAUUGAAGAUCUUGAUAACUGA